Molecule: messenger RNA, 2201 nt
Organism: Lottia gigantea (owl limpet)
Lineage: Eukaryota; Metazoa; Mollusca; Gastropoda; Lottiidae
Exons: 7
Coding region: 89-1792 (567 amino acids)
Biological process (GO): selenocysteine incorporation
Molecular function (GO): GTP binding; GTPase activity; translation elongation factor activity
Source: RefSeq, a predicted model, not a curated record
CUUGAGGAAAGUGGUCUUUCCUUCGUUGUGUUUCCGGUUUCUCUUGAAUUAAUGUUUUCUAAGAUUAUUUUGUUAAAUUAAAGUUCGUAUGGAUCGUAAACUUUUUAAUUUCAAUGUUGGAGUUCUGGGUCAUGUUGACAGUGGAAAGACUUCACUGUCAAAGGCUCUAAGUACUGUGGCAAGCACUGCCUGCUUUGACAAAAACCCUCAAAGUAAAGAAAGGGGAAUAACUCUUGAUUUGGGAUUUUCAUCCUUUACAGUAAAUAUACCCCCACAUCUUAAAGAUGACCUUGAUAACUAUGAAAAUGUUCAGUAUACAUUAGUUGAUUGUCCAGGCCAUGCAAGCCUUAUCCGUACGAUAAUUGGUGGUGCUGGUAUAAUAGAUAUGAUGAUAUUAGUAGUUGAUGUUGUAAAAGGAAUGCAGACACAGACUGCUGAAUGUUUGAUUAUAGGUGAAAUUCUGUGUGAGAAAAUGAUAGUAGUGUUAAAUAAAACAGAUAUGUUAUCACCUGAUAAAAAAGAUGCUACUAUUGAAAAGAUGAAGAAGAGAAUGUUGAAGACUUUAGAAGGAACAAGAUUUGCUGGUUGUUCUAUUGUUUGUACUGCAGCUAAACCUGGAGGUCCUGAGUCAGGCGAUGCUAGUUCAAUUGGUAUAGAAGAAUUGAUAUCAACUCUACAAACUAAUACAUACAAACCUAAACGAACUGAAACAGGACAGUUUAUAUUCUCUGUAGAUCAUUGUUUCUCUAUUAGGGGACAAGGUACUGUUAUGACUGGUACAUGUUUAAAUGGUUCAGCUUCUGUUAAUGAUAAUAUUGAAAUACCAUCAUUAUCAGUACAAAAGAAGAUCAAAUCCAUGCAAAUGUUUAAGAAACCAGUUCAAAAGAUUGUACAGGGUGAUAGAGCAGGAAUAUGUGUCACACAGUUUGAUGCUAAACUAUUAGAAAGAGGAUUAAUUUGUACUCCAGGGGCCUUACCAACAGUUCAUGCAGCAAUUAUAUCACUCAACAAAAUAUCAUAUUAUAAAGGACCUAUUGCAACUAAAUCUAAAUUUCAUAUAACUCUUGGACAUGAAACAGUCAUGGGAAAAAUUACUGUUUUUGGGGCCUUAACUAGUGACGACAAACAAGCAUCUAGUUCAGCUGAUAAUUUUGAUUUUUCUAUAGAAUAUUCUUACCAAGAUUGCUUCCUUACAAAAGAUAUGUGUGAUAAUCAAGUAGAUGUUAGUUUACCAUCAAUGCAGUAUGCUCUGAUAGAACUGGAAAAACCUGUCACAUGUGCCACAUUGUCUCUAGUGAUUGGUUCAAAAUUAGACACAGACAUCCAUUCCAAAAAUUGCCGCUUGGCUUUUCAUGGAAGAUUAUUGGAAAUUUUUACCAAACCAUCUUAUGUUCAGGAAUCUUUACCCAAACUCAAAAUAUUCAAAAUAAAAAAGCGUGAAGGUGGUAUUGAUAGAGUAGUAGAUGAAUAUUCUGUCAUUGGUAAAAAUUUGUUUAAAAAGACAACCAAUAUGGAGUUAUUUAACAAUUUAAAAAUUGAACUAUCAACUGGAGAGAAAGGUGUUAUUGAAGGUAGUUUUGGUACUAGUGGUAAAGUCAAGAUAAGAAUUCCAGCUGGUAUAUCAGAAGAUGUAAUGAACAGGUUUUCUGGACCUAAGAAGAAGAGAAAAGGUAAAGUUGGAGAUGAAGGGGUAGAAGAAGAGAAAGAUAAGACAGAUAGAGAACCUAUCAAAAUAUAUCUUAUAUUUAAAAGAUUUAUAUUUGAUCCUGAGAAAAAGAUGUUACAAACAUAACUCUUCUGUUACAUUUAUAACUCUCUGAUUAUUAUUUACAUGAUUUUACAUAGUGAUUCUAUACCUAAUUGAAAAGAACUAAAUAAUUAUUACUUUUUCUUAUGACAAAAUUACAAAACCUAAGGACUAUGGCAGAUACUUUUGGUUUUACAUGCAUUCAAAUAAGGUUUUCUAAUCUACAAAAGAAUAUUUUGCGAAUUUCAGCUUCUAUUUGCUGGUUAAAAAUGCUCCUUUCCAAGCCUGGAGAAAUAGAUAUUUUGGUUGGAUUUUAUUUCAGGUAUCAAUUUGAUUUUUUAAUGUUAGAGGCUAAUCCAAUAUUUUAUACAACUUCUAUUCUUGACAUUUACCUCCCAAUGAAAUUGUUGGUUAUUUGUUGAUAAAUUAAAUGAUUUAAAGUAAUCCAAGGACA